CUCACAACUAGACCAAUCGCGUUGCGGGAGGCUUCUAUUCCAGGGGCUAAAUAUCAUGUGAUUGGGGUCUAUCCACAUAUGCAAUGAAAACUGCACAGACAAGUUUCCAUGAAGAACCUGUUGUGUAACAGCUGCACAUACUGUGACCAUGGCUACUAAACCUCCUCAGGGAGGUUCCCCUGUACAGUCAGAGCUCAGAAUUGUGAUCCUAGGAAACGCUGGAGAGGACAAGGAUGAAGUGGUCAAAUCGGUUCUAAACUGUGAGAAUCUGACACCAGAGAAAGUUGGUCUCUGUACUUUACAUCAGAGUGAACAAGCAGGAAGGAAGAUCAGUGUUGUGGAAGCACCAGGAUGGGACAAACUUACACCAGACAGGAUAAAAGAAGAAACUGUCAGAAGCGUGUUGCUUUGUCCUCCAGGACCUCACGCUCUGCUUCUGGUCAUACCAGUGAAAACUCUCUCUGAAGAACCUUCUGUAGAGGAAAUCAAUGCAGCAGAGACGCACAUGGAGUUACUGUCAGAGCGUGUCUGGAAACACACCAUCGUGCUGUUCGCUUGUGAUGAUGGGGUGGAGGAACCAGCAAUCCAAGAACACAUUCACAGUGCAGAGAAGAUCCUGGAAAAGUGUGGAAGACGAUUCUAUGUACUUCAGAAAAGCAUUGGUGAAUCUCCCUCUCAGAUCAGUGAACUCUAUAAAAAGAUAGACGACCUGGUGGAGGAAAAUUGUGGCGAUUUCUUCUUACCACAAGUUUACUGUGAAGUGAUUCAACAGAACACACAAGAAGCGUCUGGUGCGACUGAACUCAGGCACAGACGGGGAAGUUUAGAGGAAAAUCCUCCAAACUUGAAUAAAGACAAAGGAGAUUCAGAGAAGAAGAAAGAAACUCUAGAGUCUGCCAACCAUAGUCCUUUAGAAGACACGCCCAAAUUCACCUUGCAAAUCAAGCAGUUUGUAGUGAUAUUGAUGGGUGCAAUCGGAGCACUUAUUGGUGCAGUUGCUGGAGCUGAAAAUGGAGUUUCAGGGUCUUGCUCUGGAAUAGUGUUUGGUGUCAUUGUAGGUGUUUUACUUGCAAGUUUCAUCAUGUAUAUUUAUACUCGGAUUUAUUCACAUGCUUAUUCAAAGCAGCCUGUACAAAGUGCAUCAUAAGCAACUUUGACGAGAAAAAAACUAGCUCAGACAUACAAGUGCAAAAAGUGCAGAAUAGAGAUAAAAGACAUUUACUAAUGAAACACUGCUUCCUGUAAUGUUAGAACAGUAGGAUAAAUACUUAAUAAUUAUGUUUUUGCAUAACUAAAUAUAAGCAUUCAUCCUAAACUAGUACGCCUUUUUAAUUCUGGCAUAAUUGUAGGGUCACCACAUUUUAACAGCUUUAUAUUUUUUAAAGAUGUUCAUCUGAAGAAGCUAAAAAAACUGAUGAUUGGAAUAUUUAGUUGUCUGUUGUGUUCAUUGAUUUGCCUGAUCUAUUGUGUGAAGGAGGAAAAGAGGAGUUUAUAUAAACAGUGUUUUUAUAAACAAGCUUCACUAAUAA
This is a messenger RNA of Labeo rohita (rohu), 1529 nucleotides long. RefSeq names its product GTPase IMAP family member 4. Bases 149 to 1147 code for a protein of 332 amino acids. The transcript has 4 exons. NCBI's taxonomy places the organism in Eukaryota, Metazoa, Chordata, Actinopteri, Cypriniformes, Cyprinidae. The record is from RefSeq and is a predicted model, not a curated record. Gene Ontology annotation, molecular function: GTP binding.